Messenger RNA from Lepus europaeus (European hare), 2082 nucleotides. RefSeq names its product zinc finger protein 384-like. The record is from RefSeq and is a predicted model, not a curated record. The transcript has a single exon. Gene Ontology annotation, molecular function: DNA-binding transcription factor activity; RNA polymerase II cis-regulatory region sequence-specific DNA binding. Lineage: Eukaryota; Metazoa; Chordata; Mammalia; Lagomorpha; Leporidae. Gene Ontology annotation, biological process: regulation of transcription by RNA polymerase II.
CACGAGCUGCAGCACCACUUCCGGAAAGUUCAGGAGCCCUGGAAAGGAGAAGGAAUAAGAAGACAGGAGGAAGAGAGAGAGAGAGGGUAGAAUGGAAGAAUCUCACUUCAGUUCUAACCUGUACUUCUGGCCUUCCAUCCCCACGGUCUCAGGACAGAUUGAGAACACAAUGCUCAUCAACAAGAUGAAGGAUCAGCUGUUGCCGGAGAAGGGCUGUGGGCUGGCUCCACCUCACUAUCCCACCUUGCUGACGGUGCCUGCCUCGGUGUCCUUGCCCUCGGGCAUCAGCAUGGAGACAGAGUCCAAGUCAGACCAGCUGACUCCACACAGUCAGCCGUCCGUGACCCAGAACAUCACGGUGGUCCCUGUGCGGUCUACAGGACUCGUGACUGCUGGUCCGGGUUUGGUAAUCACGUCCCCCUCAGGCUCUCUUGUGACCACAGCCUCAUCAGCUCAGACCUUCCCCAUUUCGGCUCCCAUGAUUGUCUCAGCUCUUCCCCCUGGCUCACAAGCCCUGCAGGUGGUCCCUGAUCUCUCCAAGAAGGUAGCAUCAACCCUAACAGAGGAAGGAGGUGGAGGCAGAGGUGGAGGUGGCAGUGUGGCUCCCAAGUCCCCCCGGGGUCGAAAGAAGAAGCGGAUGCUGGAGUCGGGGUUGCCUGAGAUGAAUGACCCUUAUGUCCUCUCCUCUGAGGAUGACGAUGACCAUCAGAAAGAUGGCAAGACCUACAGGAGCGAAGGGAACUGCGGCACAGGAAAUGGACAGAGCCUUGGGCUCAUGGACUCAGUUCCUGGCUCCACCACGAACUUGCUGUGUGACCCUGGGUGCCGGAUGUGCUCCCUGACAUUCUACUCAAAGUCGGAGAUGCAGAUCCACUCCAAGUCACACACCGAGACCAAGCCCCACAAGUGCCCACAUUGUUCCAAGACCUUCACCAACAGCUCCUACCUGGCCCAGCAUAUCCGUAUCCACUCGGGGGCUAAACCCUACAGUUGUAACUUCUGUGAGAAAUCCUUCUGCCAGCUCUCUCACCUUCAGCAGCACACCCGGAUCCACUCCAAGAUGCACACGGAGACCAUCAAGCCCUACAAGUGCCCGCACUGCUCCAAGACCUUCGCCAACACCUCCUACCUGGCCCAGCACCUCCGUAUCCACUCGGGGGCCAAGCCCUACAACUGUUCCUACUGCCAGAAGGCCUUCCGCCAGCUCUUCCACCUCCAGCAGCAUGCACGAAUCCACACCAGUGAUAGGCCACACAAAUGUGCGCACCCAGGCUGUGAGAAAGCCUUCACAUAGCUCUCCAACCUACAGUCCCACAGACGGCAACACAACAAAGAUAAACCUUUCAAGUGCCACAACUGUCAUCAGGCGUACACAGAUGCAGCUUCACUAGAGGUCAACCUAUCUACGCAUACGGUGAAGCACACCAAGGUGUACACCUGCACUAUCUGUAGCUGGGCAUAUACAUCAGAAACAUAUCUUAUGAAACACAUGCGCAAACACAACCCUCCUGAUCUCCAGCAGCAAGUGCAGGCAGCGGCGGCGGCGGCAGCAGUAGCCCAGGCUCAAGCCCAGGCCCAGGCCCAGGCCCAGGCCUACCAGGCGUCACAGCAGCAGCAGCAACAGCAGCAGCAGCAGCAACAGCAGCAGCCACAACCACCACACUUCCAGUCUCCUGGGGCAGCCCCCCAGGGUGGCAGUGGUGGGGACAGCAACCCUAACCCUCCACCCCAGUGUUCCUUUGACCUGACCCCCUGUAAGACGGCGGAGCAUCAUAAGGACAUCUGCCUCACUGUCACCACCAGCACCAUCCAGGUGGAGCACCUGGCCAGCUCCUAGAGAUCCAUGCUACCGCCCACUGGGAAGAGGAGGAAGAAGUUCUGGUCCCUUCUUUCUCCAACUCCUCUUAAAAGUCCUCUUCUUCUUGACAAGCCUUGGCUACGUCUCCUUGGGCCUCAGGUACGGCUUUUUCAUCAUAAGACAUCAUCCUUACUCUCCACUCCUCUUCAAAAGGAACAUCAGCCUUCCUGAUUGGCAAAGGAAUACUGAGCUGAUGGUGAAUCCAGCAGCUUCCCCUCCCAAGU